Molecule: messenger RNA, 2172 nt
Organism: Fusarium sp. VM40
Lineage: Eukaryota; Fungi; Ascomycota; Sordariomycetes; Hypocreales; Nectriaceae
Source: the annotation of a GenBank genome assembly
AUGACAUAUUCGUCCAGCGGGCCUUCACUCGCUCAGGCCCUGGACAUGAAUAUGGAUCAGUAUCAGGAUCAGCAUCGCAGCAGGAAAAGCCAUGUUUAUGUCGAUCCUUCGCCAUCAACCUUGGCUCCCUCAAAUUCGGAUCUGUCCGAGCUACAUGACUCUCGUUCAAACAACCCUCGCUUACUUUCGCAUCCUCAUUAUAUCCGCAACAACGAAAUCAAGGUCGAAAAGGACGUCACCCGCAAUCACCUUCACUACGCUCAUCUCCAAUUGCGUCAAAUCGAAAGUUUUGAUGACAAGACCGUCGACCAAUCCGCCGAAAAGAGCCAUCUCCAGCUACACAAGACCGGCCACCAUUCCCAUUCUCAUUCCCACCACUCUCACCAACGUCUGCACAGAAGCAAAUCGCCGGCCAGCCUCCAUCUUCGCGCUGCCGAGCCCGAGAACGCUGACGCCAAUGCACUAAAACCUCGUGCUGAGCAGAAUCUUUUUACCCAAGUUGUUCAGACUGUGUCGGUUGUCCAAAUUGUCGAUUCAGCUGGUUCACCUAUCGAAGUUCAAACUCAUUACGCAGCACCUGCUACCGUCGUCGUGGAUUCUGCCACGGGCAUCACCGUCGCCGCCAUUUCUGACCCGGAACCCAAGCUGUCUGUGGCGGCCGCGGCGUCGGUUCCGGUUGCAAGCUACAAUGCCCCGUCACAACAACCACCCGCUGCCGCCCCGACCGUUGUGGAAGCCCCCAGUCUGACAGAUCCAUCACCUUCUGCAACCAUCUCAGAUGUGACCGUAUCCGAUUCAGUGCCCGAGCCUGUUAACGACACAACGCUGCUACCUACCGCGGACGUGCAAUCCGACACAGUAACCCCAACGCUCGAAGAGACUUCUAUUCCAGUCACAUCAACCAAUCCCGAUACUGCGAGUCAGGAAACAACGUCACCAGCCAUUCCCACGACCUCGAUUGACACGACAGCCUCGGAAGCUAGUGGGUCGGAAACCUCAUUCGUAACCACCGACGACCUAAGCGCGACGACUACCGAAGCAACUCUAAUAGAGACUACAUCCGACUUCACUUCAGAAGCGACCCAAGAAGUCACAUCCGAGGCAACAUCAGAAGAGACUUCAAAAGCCACUUUGGACGCGACCCAGACGAAGUCUGACCCAGCUACGACGAACACAGUACCGACGACAACAGGCACUAGCUCACGGGCAAGAAGCACCUCCACUGUUAUCGUCGUAUCAUCCACCUUUAUCACUUCUUCCAUCAACCCCAGCGACACAGACUCGGCAUACAGCUACUCCGACUCGGUUUACUCAAGUAUCUCGGCGGAACAAACUUGGUCUUCAGGGUGGUGGACAGACGAAGAUAGUCCAAACGGAGGAGCCGGCGGCGCAACAGCUGAUAUUCAGCCACCAGCAGCAACAACCACUUCUAGUUCCAACGGUACCGAUACCAGCACACUCUCACCUCAGCAGAAGCAAGUCAUUGGUGGUGUUGUAGGCAGCGUUGCGGGAGUUGCGUUCCUGGCGUUUUUCGUCUUGUUUGCCCUCAGGUACAAGAAGAAGCAUCCCGGAGGUGGACUACUGGGAGGUCACGAGACCGGCACGCGGUCAAUAGGUGGUCCUAUGUCUGGACCCGAUGGAGGAAAUGGAUCAAUGGCAGAGCGCUCCGGCGCAUCUUCUGUUAUGGCUGCAGCAAUCGCAGGGUUGAUGGGUAAAAAGCAACGACAAACACUCGAGCCCGCCCCCGCUGCCGAGAGGGGAUUCUAUCGAGUGUCAGGAAAAAAGUUACCUUCGGUCCUUCAAGUCGGUGGUGAUGGAUACUCUGAUCCUCGGGACGGACCUCCUCUUGCAGGGCCUCCUCUCACAGGACCUCCCCCCAGCGGUCGGGCAGUUCGAGAAAGUGUCAUGAGCGGUCACUCUGACUACUGGCGAGGCUCCAUGGCGUUCGAUCCUGCUGACCGAGACUCACAUCAUCUUGCGCUCGGGUCACCGAUGCGACCUAUCAGUGGUGUGCCUGUUAUCCGAUCUGGUCCAGCACGAACGCCUAUCACAGAGUCAAAUCCCUUCACGGAUCCACGGCCAAGGCCUGACUCUGAUGCUCUUGGAGGCUCAAUAGGUGGUGCAUCCAUUACCUCACACGAGUCACCGUCGCGGUUCCAAGAGCGGAUAUGA